CGCAGAGCGACUGGAGGAACCGGUGCCUCCUGUGCGGCCUCUGCGCCUGCGCACUGCGGGCUUCGGGCCCUCCGGGCCUGAGGGAGAGGAGCUGGGAAGAUGGCGGCUGUGGUGGAGAAUGUAGUGAAGCUCCUCGGGGAGCAGUACUACAAGGAUGCCAUGGAGCAGUGCCACAGCUACAAUGCCCGCCUCUGCGCUGAGCGCAGUGUGCGCCUCCCCUUCCUGGACUCCCAGACCGGAGUCGCCCAGAGCAACUGCUACAUCUGGAUGGAGAAGCGGCACCGGGGGCCAGGCUUAGCCUCAGGUCAGCUGUACUCGUACCCCGCCCGGCGCUGGCGGAAAAAGCGGCGAGCCCACCCCCCUGAGGAUCCCCGACUUUCUUUCCCAUCUAUCAAACCUGACGCGGAGCAGACCCUGAAGAAGGAGGGGCUCAUCCCUCAGGAUGGCAGCAGCCUGGAGGCCCUGCUGCGCACCGACCCCCUGGAGAAGCGAGGUGCCCCCGACCCCCGCGCUGAUGACGACAGUCUGGGAGAGUUCCCGGUGACCAACAGUCGCGCCCGGAAGCGGAUCCUGGAGCCAGAGGACUUCCUGGAUGACCUUGAUGACGAGGACUAUGAAGAGGACACUCCGAAGCGACGGGGCAAAGGCAAGUCCAAGAGUAAGGGUGUGGGCAGCGCCCGGAAGAAGCUGGAUGCGUCUGUCCUGGAGGACCGGGACAAGCCCUACGCCUGCGACAUUUGCGGCAAACGUUACAAGAACCGACCCGGCCUCAGUUAUCACUACGCCCAUUCCCACUUGGCUGAGGAGGAAGGUGAGGACAAGGAGGACUCGCAGCCUCCCACUCCUGUCUCCCAGAGGUGUGAGGAGCAGAAAGGUAAGCGGAACUGUUGGGGGGCGCUCGGCCUGCGCAGGGAAACACUACCUCGUUGGUACGUUGCGAAAACUCCUCUCUUCCUGUCUGCAGCAAAGAAGGGUCCCGACGGACUGGCCCUGCCCAACAACUACUGCGACUUCUGCCUGGGGGACUCCAAGAUCAACAAGAAGACGGGCCAGCCCGAGGAGCUGGUGUCCUGCUCUGACUGUGGCCGCUCAGGGCACCCGUCCUGCCUGCAGUUCACCCCCGUGAUGAUGGCGGCCGUGAAGACCUACCGCUGGCAGUGCAUCGAGUGCAAGUGCUGCAACAUCUGUGGCACCUCUGAGAAUGACGACCAGCUGCUCUUCUGUGAUGACUGUGACCGUGGCUACCACAUGUACUGCCUCACCCCGUCCAUGUCGGAGCCCCCUGAGGGAAGUUGGAGCUGCCACCUGUGUCUGGACCUGUUGAAGGAGAAAGCCUCCAUCUACCAGAACCAGCACGCUUCCUGAUGGGCCGCCCGGCCCCACCUGUCCAGGGCUGUCUCUCUUCCGCCCUCCUUGUCUACCCCCCUUCUUCCUCCUCCUCUUAUGUCCAGAGAACCUCAGGGUGGUGUGCCAGCCUGCCUUGGGCAGCAGCAGGCCGAGGGGCAGUGCUGCCCCCGGCACGGGUGUGGCCAGCUUCUCUGCUUGCCAUGAAGGGCAUUCACGUGGCUUGCCUUGGGCCUGGGUCCUGCUCUCCCCAGGGUGCAGCAGAAACCCCCAGGAAGGGGUAGGGAGCCACUGCCUCCUCUUGGCUUGGCUUCUUCCCUGGUCCCCAGGGUCUUCCAACCUCCCUGUGGCUGCUGGGCUGGGCUGGGUUGGGUAUCACCAGGGGCAACUGGGCACCUGCCCGCUGAGGCCUCAUUCCGAGGAGCUUGCCUCACCUCGCCGGGAUGUGCCCAGUCACCCUCCUGCCUGGGGCCCUUGGCUGCCUUCACCCCACGGGGGUGGCAGCUUCAUCCUGCGCACCCCUGGCUCGCUAAGGGGGUCUCUGGAGGAAGUCCCCAUCUUCUGCCUCCCCUCCUUAUUCCCUUUGGUUUUGUAGGGGACACGGGAUAUGCGGGGGCCAGGCCAGCAGUGUGGGGCCUCGGGGAAGCAUUGGAUCAUGUGCCUGUUUUUUAACUCGAAGAAAAAGCCUACCUCCAGAUCCCCUUUGUGUUGUGCCCUGCCCUGGGCGGUCGGCUGGGGCGCCGCCGGCCCUGCCUGCGUUGCCCACUCUGGUCCCCCUGCACGCUAGCAGCUGCUAAGGCCUUCACACCCUCCUUCCUCGCUUCUCUGCUUGUGGCACUUGCCCGUAAGGAGCAGGGAGGCCAGUCCAGGCCCAGCACCUGGAGCGGCCUUCCGCGGGGCUGUGGGCACACCCCAACUCACGGGCGCU
This is a messenger RNA of Ochotona princeps (American pika), 2272 nucleotides long. RefSeq names its product double PHD fingers 2 (gene DPF2). The transcript has 10 exons. NCBI's taxonomy places the organism in Eukaryota, Metazoa, Chordata, Mammalia, Lagomorpha, Ochotonidae. The coding region runs from base 100 to 1365 and encodes 421 amino acids. The record is from RefSeq and is a predicted model, not a curated record. Gene Ontology annotation, cellular component: nBAF complex. Gene Ontology annotation, biological process: nervous system development.